UGCUGCAGACUGGAUGGAUUUUUGUAUUUUUUCUUUAAAUCAUUUUUUUUUUUUUUAAAUAAAAACUACAAGUCCCAUACUUCAUUGCGCAAUUUGAUCGCAUUUUUUAAUGCAUCUCCACGAGCAAGCGCUGCACAGCGCUAUGGGGCUAGUAGUUCAUUUUAUUUUUAAACUCCAGUGAGAAAUGAAUAAGGUCUGUCGAACUUCAAAUACCAAAAUCGUCGACAUGCCACACCUUUUCUGCAGCUGUGCUGACGGCAAAUCCUGACUAUCCUUACAGUAAAGAAUCAGCAGUAUUCUUAUGCCAAGGAUCCUGUUGGACAUAUGGAGCCAUUUAUCACAGAAGCUGGUUUGGAGCAACUACAAGUGAUCUAAACAUCUUCCAUACUUACUCUAUUAUUGUAGUCAAACAUCUUUGUUAUGCUGUUGAAUUAAAACAUUGAUGAAAUCACAGAAAGACAAUUCUAGACAGGAUGCGGACUGGUUGCCUGGAACAAAGUUUUUAAAAACACCGUAAAGCAGAAUGCAUCCCACUGUUAAAAUCAGCAAGUCAGUCCUGCUGUGUCUUAUAUGGAUAUCAAUACCUGCUCUGCUGUUGAGCGAGUUCAAACUGGCCUAUGUGACAGACUUCAGUCUCUACAACUGCACCUGCAUUAGGUCCCUGUCAUUGUGUGGCCGCAUUGACCCUGGAGAAUGUGACUGCAAUGCUUUCCCGUUUUCCGUGCUGCACCGUUCUAACAGUGGCAGCGUCCUGAACGAGAAGUGCAUCACGGUCUGGUACACUUCCCCUGGCAACGUGGCUCUCCUCCUCAACAAUUCUGAAGUGCACCACUUGUCUCUUGUCAAAUGCGAUUCCACUGGUUGGAAACCAAUUCAAUACGAUUACUUCACUGUACAAAGACUGGAAAGACUCACUGUCUCGUACCGUAACAGGUAUGCAGAUUUCACUAAAGCUAUUGAACUUGGACGGCAAAGGCUACCUGGAGCUCAUGAUGAUGAAGCGAGCAUGGCCGUCAUCCAUCUAUCUGUCCUAUCUGGACAAACAACCUUGAAGGCCUACACCAUUCAGACAACUGGCCACAGCAACGGCAGCUUUCCUUUCCCAAACUUGAGCAUGGCCCAUUCAUAUCUAUCAGACGCAUCGAACAGGUUUAUAACUUUUGUCUACUAAAGCAGUGUUUUUUUUUCCUUUUCACCUCAAGUAGCAGUGUUUCCAGCAGGGACCAACAGGUGUACCAGUAACUAUGUGCAACUUUAUAAACAACUUAAGUAAAGAUGUUACUUUACAACUCAUUGCAAUUCCAGAGUAAAGAUGAAUAUGUUUUAGCAUCCUUUAACAAAGGAUUGAAAUCUUUAAAAAAAUAAAAUAAAAUAAAAGUUUAUAGUUUUAUCCUUCUGGGUGGCCAAAAGUUUGAAUAAAUUAAUUACGAGAGUACUGUUCCUGCACAGCUUUGACCUAGACCUUUUCAACAGAAAAGAUCUUUUUUUUCUCAUUUUAUUUUAUCUUCUUUUUAGAUUUAAUUCCUUUUAAGUUAAAAUGUUAAUGCCCUUUAAAAUUGCCUUUUUUAAGAUGUAUUUUUACUGUUUGACAUAGGCAUUUUACACAUAAAGUAGGCAGGGAAGCAGCGCAAAUGAAUAUCAACGAGAAACUGUCCUCAGGGCAUUAGCUGAUUCUAAAGGGUUAGGGAUGGGGAUGGGGUUGGGUUAGGGUCAGGGUGGAUUGAUGUCGUAGAGGAGCAGAGAUCGGGAAGUAAAAGGUGGGACAGUUGCCCUAGAGUCAUCUAAUGCACAGAGGGCAGUUUCUAGAGGAUAUUCGUUUGCCUGCAUCAGAUGUUUAAAUGUGGGGACUUAUUUGCAUGUUAGCUUCAGAUUUAGCUUGGAAAAUAAUUAUUUAUUUUGAAAAAAUAUUUAUUUUUCCAGAUUGAAUUGCUAAUCACAAAGAGGUAUUUCAGAUUUAUCUGUUAGCUAAAUGUUGAUUCCAAGUGUAAGAAAAGAUGUAAAGACUGAAGCAUUUUUUCCAGAUUUACUUCUCAUAUGGAUUUUAAAUGUUGAAUUUGUAAUAAGC
Messenger RNA from Polyodon spathula (Mississippi paddlefish), 2065 nucleotides. RefSeq lists its product as uncharacterized. The record is from RefSeq and is a predicted model, not a curated record. NCBI's taxonomy places the organism in Eukaryota, Metazoa, Chordata, Actinopteri, Acipenseriformes, Polyodontidae. Bases 524 to 1171 code for a protein of 215 amino acids. The transcript is spliced from 2 exons.